AUGUUGAAUGGUCCCCCCCUUGAAAGAGUUUGGAAAGUCAAUAUAGAUGGAUCAGCUUUUGGUAAACCUAGUCCUACAGGAAUAGGAGGUGUUAUAUGUAGCUGGAAGGGGAAAGUAUUGCUAAUGUUCCCUAAAAAUGUUGGAGUCAAGGACUCGAACUUGGUAGAGCUGUUGGAAGUAGUUGAAACCCUCACUAUUGUGGCUAACGCCAACAUUGAUCUCCUCUUGACAUCAUUAUUGAAAGUGACUCCAACGUCAUCACAACUUGGCUCAAAAAAGAUGAAGAACAUUACUUUUGUUCAUAUUCUUAAAGAAGCUGAUCAUUUUGCGAACUCUCUAGCUAAGAUGGGGGUGCAUACAUCUUGUUAUUUUGUAGCUUGGCUAUAA
Messenger RNA from Durio zibethinus, 387 nucleotides. NCBI's taxonomy places the organism in Eukaryota, Viridiplantae, Streptophyta, Magnoliopsida, Malvales, Malvaceae. The record is from RefSeq and is a predicted model, not a curated record.